GCAUUACUCCAGCACAUCUGCCAGGCAGUAUUGUUGUCAUCAACAUGGCGGCGACGUAUUCCAAUAUCCGGCCCAACACAUAUCUGUUCUUGCGGCUGCCCAGCGAUCUCCUCAGACUCGUCGAGAUCAAAGUUAACACGAUCAUCGAGGUUGGCAAGCUUGGCUCAUUUCCUUCGAAUCUGUUACUCGGCCGCCCAUACCACCACACUUAUGAGAUUCUCGAAAAGAGAGAAGGAGAGCAGUAUUCGAGACUGCGCAUUGUGUCGCAAGCCGAACUGAAUGCCGAAGCUGGACUAGACGAAGCGACAACUGCGGAAUCGAGAGCAGAGCCGGCGGUGCCCAAUGGGACGAGCAGCCUUCCGAAUGGCUACGAAUUACUCGGCGAGGAUGGCUCAAUAUUGCUGAAGAACAACCGGCUCACCAUAGACGAUGCCACGCGACAAACGCUAUCGCAGGCCGAGAUCGAAGAGCUCAAGAAGUCAGCAGGCGCAAAGGAGGUGAUUGAAAAGAUCAUGGCAAGCCAUACGGGUCUCGAUGAGAAGACGGUGUUCUCGAAAGCGAAGUACAUGCUGCGGAAGAACAAAAAGUACUUGAAGCGCUUCACAGCACUACCGAUGGACAUUGGAAACUUGAUUGACUACAUCACGGACAAGGAGCCUCCGCGAAUCAUGGACAUGCGCGAAGAAUCGCUGGGAUUGAUCACCGCCUGGAGUCAUGCGCAUUACAGUGGCAUUGAUGGAUUGCCAGAUCAGAAAGACGACGGGACAUCGUACGGGCGCUGGUUGGUGGCAGAAGAUACCGGAGGCCUGAUUGUGGCUGCCCUGGCGGAGCGCAUGGGCAUCCUUCACGCCUCAGAGUCGAAGGACAGGCCGAAGGCCGAAAAGGCGCAAAUCGAAGCUGAUGCAACGAGUGCUGCAGGCCAGGCACUGAACGGCGAGGCUGCAGAAGCCAUCAAGUCACAGCCGGUGCACCGCGACUACCCACCUCCGGCCACCUCAAAUACCAUCACACUGGUCCAUCCCGCUGUUCAGCCAAACGUCUCGGUGCUCAAAUAUUUUGGCUACGAUACUAGCAGUACCACAGGCAACGCCGAUCAAGCCGAACAUCCUUUGCACACUCACUUUAAAUCAUUAUCGUGGCUCCAGCUACUUCAACCCCAGGAGGAUCCUCUCUACGCUGAGCCAGAGCAGGCAUCAGAAGAGGUCUUGGCGUCAUGGAAGAGUGGGAAACGAGGCACAUAUUUCAAAAAGCGCCGAAGAUGGGAACACUGCAAAUCCAUUGUCGAUGAGACCAGACUCGGCGAAUUCGACGGACUCGUCAUUGCAUCCCCUAUGGAUCCCGUCAGCAUUCUGGAGCACACCGUACCUCUGAUUCGCGGUGGUGGACAUCUGGUUAUGUACAGCCCUACGAUCGAGCCGCUCGUAAGCGUAAUGGAUCUUUACUCAAAAGAGCGAAGAGGCGCAUACAUUGCACAUCUCUCCAAGAAUGAGCUUCCAGAUGCUGACGACUUCCCUGUGGACCCGCGUUUACUUCUUGCACCAUCAAUACAAACAAGUCGCAUCAGAGAUUGGCAAGUCCUGCCGGGAAGAACGCAUCCUCUGAUGACUAGCAGAGGCGGCGCGGAAGGAUACGUGCUUACGGCGAGGAAGGUCGUGCCUCUUGCUGGGGGUGUUGAUGCCAGAGGUAAUUUUCAUGGCAAAAAGCGAAAGACAUUUCAUUCGGAUGUCGCUGCGCCUGUUGCACCUGCAAACGACGUGAGCGAUGCAUCCGCCAACGGUACAGAGGCUGUUACGAUACCUGUAUAAUAUAGCGAUGAGGACCUUUUGUCUGGUGCCAGUCUGAUUGGGUUGUCCUGGAGAGAGAGACACUCUUGUAAUACCUUACUUAGACCUCGAGAACGCGCGCGACCGCAUUUUGCAGCUUGCAUUGACUUGCACGUCAGCAAAGAGUGCUCAAUCGCCCUGGAGCGAAGUAGUCGACGAGAGCCAGAAUGAUCGGCGGAGGAAAUUCCUCCUGUUCUAGUAGAAUGACUCAAAAUAUGC
Sphaerulina musiva SO2202 is the source of this 2042-nucleotide messenger RNA. RefSeq lists its product as uncharacterized. The record is from RefSeq and is a predicted model, not a curated record. Bases 45 to 1805 code for a protein of 586 amino acids. NCBI's taxonomy places the organism in Eukaryota, Fungi, Ascomycota, Dothideomycetes, Mycosphaerellales, Mycosphaerellaceae. The transcript has 2 exons. Gene Ontology annotation, biological process: tRNA methylation. Gene Ontology annotation, cellular component: nucleus; tRNA (m1A) methyltransferase complex.